Molecule: messenger RNA, 873 nt
Organism: Octopus bimaculoides (California two-spot octopus)
Lineage: Eukaryota; Metazoa; Mollusca; Cephalopoda; Octopoda; Octopodidae
Product: zinc finger BED domain-containing protein 5-like
Source: RefSeq, a predicted model, not a curated record
AUGAAACCUUCACACUUGAAGUAUCACUUUGAAGCAAAGCAUUCUGACAAGAAGGACAAGCCAUUGUUAUACUUGUUGCAACUGAGCUCCUCUUUCAAAAAGCAAAUACAAACAUUCAACACGCUACUCCAGGAAACUAGUAAACAGGAGAAUGAUGGGUUGAUUACAUCGUACAACAUUGCAUUGCUUGUUGCUAAGUCUGGGAAGUUUCAAACUAUUGGAGAAACAUUACUUCGCCCAGUUAUCGAAGAGGUUUUGUCUACCGUUAUGCACGAAAAACCAGAUUACAUUAUGAUGAUCCCACUUAGUAAUAACACAAUUUCUCGACGCAUUGAUGAAAUGGCCAACGAUCUCAAACAUCAGCUCAUUAAUAUUCUUCAACGUUCUGAAAUUUCUAUACAAGUGGAUGAGUCAACUUUUGUGGACAAUCAAUGUUUAAUGAUGGUAUAUGUUGAGUAUAGCAGCGAAAAUAUUCGACCCAGUGAGGAAAUGCUGCUCACAGAGAAAUUGCCGCUUGAUUCAAAAGGUGCAACUAUUUUUUACACUCUCAAAUCUUUCCUUUUUGGACAUAAUAUCCCACUCAGUUAUAUUCUUGCCUCUGCGUCUGAUAGAGCCCCUUCGAUGAUAGGAAGAUACAGAGGGAACAGAAAAACUCCCGUUGAUUGUAAAUCAUUUAUCACUAUUUUCAUUUCGAAAUUGGUGUUGUCUAAUAUUCCAAAACGUCAAUUUCAUCAAUUUCCACAACUUGACUCUUUGAAUGAUGAAUUGAUUGAUGAGGAUUUAACUACAUAUCGCAACUAUUUACAAUCAUUGCACUAUAACGGUGGAGUGAUUUCAAGAUGUUAUUGCGCUGAAUAUUCCAAAUUGGUAUAG